GGGCAAUGGCUGAAGAGUCUCCCAAAAAUUCAGCAGCAGAAAUUCCUGUGACUAGUAAUGGACAGUUGGAAGAUUCUCAUGAGCACAACUUCAAUAGGGACUUGAAGCGCUCAUUACCAGCUGGACUUGGACUCUCUGAAACCAAAAUAACAUCUCAUGGCUUUGAUGGCACCAAAGAGGGAGUUGUUGAGGCAGGGCCAUUUCCAGGUAAAGGUUCCUCAGCAUCACCCAAAUCAUCAGUUAUAUCUCCUAGCAAUGCAGCAGCUAGCAGACUGGCUGGACAAGGUUGUGAUUUAAUUAUUCCCACAGGGGGCAGAACUCAGCAGAAGAGUGGACCUGUUGUAUUAGCAGAUGAAGUAAAGAAUCCAGCAAUGGAGAAGUUGGAAUUGGUGAGAAAAUGGAGCCUAAACACUUACAAGUGUACACGACAGAUCAUCUCUGAAAAACUGGGUCGUGGCUCCAGAACAGUUGAUUUGGAACUAGAGGCUCAAAUAGACAUAUUGAGAGAUAACAAAAAAAAAUAUGAAAAUAUCUUGAAGCUGGCACAGACGUUGUCCACACAACUCUUCCAGAUGGUACAUACCCAAAGGCAACUAGGAGAUGCGUUUGCUGACCUGAGUUUGAAAUCAUUGGAACUUCAUGAGGAGUUUGGCUACAAUGCAGAUACUCAGAAACUUCUAGCUAAAAAUGGAGAAACUCUUCUUGGGGCUAUUAACUUUUUUAUUGCCAGUGUGAAUACACUGGUGAAUAAAACAAUUGAGGACACGUUAUUGACUGUGAAACAAUAUGAAAGUGCCAGGAUUGAAUAUGAUGCUUAUCGGACAGACCUAGAAGAGCUGAAUCUUGGCCCUCGUGAUGCAAACACUCUGCCAAAGAUUGAGCAAUCACAACAGCUGUUUCAAGUGCACAAAGAGAAAUAUGACAAAAUGCGUAAUGACGUAUCUAUCAAAUUGAAAUUUUUGGAGGAAAAUAAGGUCAAGGUGUUGCACAAUCAGCUGGUUCUCUUCCACAAUGCCAUCGCAGCCUACUUUGCUGGGAAUCAGAAGCAGCUCGAACAGACACUUAAACAGUUCCACAUCAAAUUGAAAACUCCUGGAGCAGAUGCUCCAUCCUGGCUUGAAGAACAGUAAUCAGAUAAGAGAAGAGGACGCAAUGUUAACCGAAAAAAUCAGUAAAUCUAAUAAGAAUUAAGGUUUGGGGUUGAAGGACUGUUGUAGUGAUUCUUGCACAGACAGCUUUAAUUCCCCCCCCCUCCCUUUUAUAAUACUGUAAAACUGAAUUUGGUGGGAAAGUGGGUGGAUUUAACCAAACAUGAUUUCCGUCAUUACAGAUGUAGAGCACUCCUUUUGUAUGUAAAGGCUGAUGGUUAUUUCUGUAGUAGGGAUGAGGGAGGGAGGGGAAAGAAAACUAUUAUAGAUUUGCACUGACAAAUUAUGUUUGUGAUUACUGGUCAUUAUUGUGGCUAGUCAAAAUAUUUCCAAAGGGAGGUUUACAUGAUUUGUACCAACAUCUGAUAUUUUAUAUAUGAAUAUAGAAAACAUCUUUAAUAAUUUUCGUGUGACUUUUUAAAAGGAACGAGUUAAAAGACUAUUUUGCAGAUUAAUAAUAUAAGGCCUAUGUGCAAUAUCUGCAUAAAGGCAACAGCUGUGGCAGAUGGCGCAUUGACUAGUGGAAUUGCAGCAAAUGCUUUUUAAAAAGGUUUCCCUUUCCAUUAUAGAUUUAAAAAAGAAAAA
This is a messenger RNA of Tinamus guttatus (white-throated tinamou), 1733 nucleotides long. It is a transcript of the gene ARFIP1, whose product is annotated as ARF interacting protein 1. The record is from RefSeq and is a predicted model, not a curated record. Gene Ontology annotation, biological process: intracellular protein transport; regulation of Arp2/3 complex-mediated actin nucleation. Lineage: Eukaryota; Metazoa; Chordata; Aves; Tinamiformes; Tinamidae. Gene Ontology annotation, cellular component: trans-Golgi network membrane. Gene Ontology annotation, molecular function: protein domain specific binding; phospholipid binding.